Molecule: messenger RNA, 836 nt
Organism: Corvus hawaiiensis (hawaiian crow)
Lineage: Eukaryota; Metazoa; Chordata; Aves; Passeriformes; Corvidae
Gene: TPT1
Product: tumor protein, translationally-controlled 1
Exons: 6
Coding region: 92-610 (172 amino acids)
Cellular component (GO): cytoplasm
Molecular function (GO): calcium ion binding
Source: RefSeq, a predicted model, not a curated record
GGCGCUGACUCGGCCCUUUCCGCCCCGCUCCCGCCCCGCGCCCGGGUCGCUGCGCUGAGACCCCGCGCCCCCGCCGCCCCCCGCCGCCGCCAUGAUCAUCUACCGGGACUGCAUCAGCCAGGAUGAGAUGUUCUCGGACAUCUACAAGAUCCGGGAGGUGGCGGACGGCCUGUGCCUGGAAGUGGAGGGGAAGAUGGUCACCAGGACAGAGGGUCAAAUUGAUGACUCUCUAAUUGGUGGCAAUGCCUCUGCUGAAGGUCCUGAGGGAGAUGGAACAGAAGCCACGGUCAUAACUGGUGUUGACAUAGUAAUUAACCACCACCUUCAGGAGACCAGCUUCACAAAAGAAUCCUACAAGAAGUACAUCAAGGAUUACAUGAAAGCAAUCAAAGCCAGACUUGAGGAGCACAAGCCAGAGAGAGUAAAGCCUUUCAUGACAGGGGCUGCAGAACAAAUAAAACACAUCCUUGCCAACUUCAAAAACUACCAGUUCUUUGUAGGAGAGAACAUGAAUCCAGAUGGAAUGGUGGCUCUCCUGGAUUUCCGUGAGGACGGUGUGACCCCAUAUAUGAUUUUCUUUAAGGACGGCUUAGAAAUUGAGAAAUGUUAACAAAUCAAACAGUAUGGUUUUGGAUCACUUGUCUUCAUAGCUGGCUGCUGUUUCUUCUUCAUCGGCACAACACCAGGAAUCAGCAAUGUCUAACAACUGGACUGAUGUCAUCUUGAGCUUUAUUCACUUAUUUUGACCCUGAUUUGGAGUGGAGGCAUUGUUUAAAAAAAAAAAAGAAAAAACAUCUAUCAUGUAGGUUGUCUAAAAUAAAACUCAUUUAAACCCA